Molecule: messenger RNA, 294 nt
Organism: Volvox carteri f. nagariensis
Lineage: Eukaryota; Viridiplantae; Chlorophyta; Chlorophyceae; Chlamydomonadales; Volvocaceae
Exons: 2
Molecular function (GO): ATP binding; ATP hydrolysis activity
Source: RefSeq, a predicted model, not a curated record
AUCGGGUCGGCUCUAAAGCGCGGCAUCAGCGGCGGCCAGGCCAAGCGAACCAACGUGGGGAUAGCGCUCAUCACCAACCCGCUGGUGCUAUUCCUUGACGAGCCCACUAGCGGUCUGGAUUCGUUCACGGCUCGUGAGGUGAUGGAGGUAGUGCGCUCCUUGGCGACUGACGGCACCACCAUAUGCGCCACCAUCCACUCGCCAUCCUCGGCCUGCUUCAGCCUAUUCGAUCGGGUCAUGGUGUUGGCUAGCGGGUGGACGGUGUACUUCGGAGAGCCCGGUGAGAGGCUGGGG